AUGGCAGUGGACCGUCGCAAGGUCGCUAUCUUCAGCGCGGCCUUUGUUCUUCGCCUGGUACUCGUUUGUCUCUUUCCUUCCCUGCCCGACUUGUUGACCGGCCGAGUCGAGGUCUCUACCCCAGUCAACAGCUUUAAGCGACUCCAGGAAGGCUUGUUUCUUUAUACGCGGAAUGUGUCGCCAUACGAUGGUGGUGUCUUUCACCAGGUGGGUGAAUCGCAUGCAAUGCAACUACGGGGCUUCUCGAUUAACUCGAUUGUACAACAGGCGCCUCUCCUACUUCCUCUUUUCGCCCUUCUUCCCGAUGUGAAAAGCAACCCCCUUCCAUCCGCUAUCUUCUAUUUCAUUGUUGAUUUGGUCAAUGCGCAUGCCCUGGCCAACAUCUCGGCGUCGGGGCAGUCAGUUCAGAGCCGACUCCACUCGGCCAUUCGGAAGCACAUUCGAUGGGACGGGGGAUCCGUUGCAGCUUGGUUCCUGUUCAAUCCUUUCACGAUCGCAACAUGCCUGGCACGGUCAACGAGUGUGUUUACUACAACCGGAAUCCUCUUCGCAGUGUCCAACGCUGUCAGUGGUAAUAGCAUCAAUGCGAUGCUGGCUCUCGGACUCGCAUCCUAUCUUUCUCUCUACCCGGCGCUCCUUUUUGUCCCGGUAGUACUACUUUGCUAUGAUCAGCGGGCUCCAAAGCUACCCAAAAUCGCGGCUUUCAUCAUCCAAAAUGCCUCAAUUCUUCUAGGCAGCGUUGCAGGACUACUCGGAUUGUCUUACCUUAUUACUGGAAACUUCUGGGAAUUCAUGUCUGCGACAUAUGGCUUCCACCUUUUGGUUCCGGAUCUGACCCCCAAUGUGGGUCUUUGGUGGUACUUCUUCAUCGAAAUGUUCGAUUCCUUCCGCGAAUUCUUCCUUGGAGUUUUCUGGCUUCAUCUCGCUAGCUAUGUUGGUGGACUCACGGCAAGGCUUCACCGCCAGCCCCUAUUCGUCAUUACUUCACUUUUGGGUGUCUUCGCUCUCUUUAAACCAUACCCCAGCAUCUCCGACGCGUCGUUGUACUUCGCGUUCUUGCCUCUGUAUCGGCACACCUUCCCAUUCAUGCGAUACACAUUUUUCGCCAUCGCUGCAAUCUUAUAUGCCAGUCUUCUCGGUCCAGCCUUUUACCACCUCUGGAUAUACGCCGGGUCUGGCAACGCCAACUUUUUCUACGCGAUCACACUCGUGUGGAGUCUAGGUCUUUCAAUUCUCCUAGCCGACAGCAUCUUCGCCGUUCUUCGCGACGAAUGGGAACAAGACCAUCCCGAAGCCCGAGGCUCAGAGGUGAAACAAGUGUAG
This is a messenger RNA of Penicillium atrosanguineum, 1323 nucleotides long. Its product is annotated as GPI-anchored transamidase subunit GAB1. Bases 1 to 1323 code for a protein of 440 amino acids. Lineage: Eukaryota; Fungi; Ascomycota; Eurotiomycetes; Eurotiales; Aspergillaceae. Gene Ontology annotation, cellular component: GPI-anchor transamidase complex; membrane. The transcript is spliced from 4 exons. Gene Ontology annotation, biological process: attachment of GPI anchor to protein; protein localization to cell surface. The record is from RefSeq and is a predicted model, not a curated record.